Molecule: messenger RNA, 279 nt
Organism: Haemonchus placei
Lineage: Eukaryota; Metazoa; Nematoda; Chromadorea; Rhabditida; Trichostrongylidae
Source: the annotation of a GenBank genome assembly
GCAUGUUCAUCACCACGUCUGACUCGUCACGGAAGUGUUGCUUCCGUCGGUGAAACGUUGCCCGAUGAAGCCACCAAACAUCGUAUUCAGCUUCUGACAGCUCUUAAGAAAGAGGUGAAAGUGAUUAUGGAAGAAGCGGUAACCAAACGACAAAUCGACAUCAACUCUCCAUACGUGACCUCACUAUGUGGUCAGUUACUCCCAUACACAGAGAUGAUUUUGAGCCUUUCUUUUCGUAGUUCGGUUGCAUUGAAAAGCUAUUCUGCUACUGCAAUUUGA